Messenger RNA from Ctenopharyngodon idella (grass carp), 5729 nucleotides. RefSeq names its product katanin-interacting protein. Bases 80 to 4876 code for a protein of 1598 amino acids. The record is from RefSeq and is a predicted model, not a curated record. The transcript has 27 exons. NCBI's taxonomy places the organism in Eukaryota, Metazoa, Chordata, Actinopteri, Cypriniformes, Xenocyprididae.
GCGUCUCCUGGUUACAAGCCCUCACUGAACUCAACAACACAGACGCUCUAGCAAACAGAAGGGCGAUUUCAGCUGAGAAAUGUCAUGGACUGAGCUCAAGAGGAGCAGGGGAGGAAAGCUGUCCUCCGCUGAGGAGAAGCUGGAUGAAUAUUUAAUCAACCUGCAGCACAAAAACAGGGCGUUGAGAAGACUGCAGAGGAAGGACCCCCGGCAGACGGAGUUGGAGCUUUUAGAGCAGGGUUUCAAUCUGUACAUCAACGGCGCUCAUGUCAGCACCGCUAAUGCGCCUCACAACAGCCGAUCCAGCAGGAAAACUGCGCAGCCUCUAGCAGCGGCCCAUCCGCCGACCCAAAGAAACACACGCACUGCAGAUUCCUCCAGAGAGAGUGCAGAGAAGUGUUCAGUAGACCGACAGAAACCGAGGAGCCACACGGCACCUGAGAAAACACAGAGACGGCGAUGGGUGCAGGAAUCUGUGUACAUCUGCACUGAGAAAGGAAGUAAAGCGAAGAUUUCACCAGAGCACAGAUACUCCGAUGACUUUGAGCCGUACGAGAGCGUGGAAAUGGAGUCUGCUCAUGAAAGCAGUAAAGUGUCACAUUCACUCGGUCAGAGGUCACGCGGUGAGCCGGACAGAGUUCUUCUGAAUGCUGACCAGGUCAAGGCACUGCGGCGCAGCCUGGAGGUGAGCGUCCGUCGCAGCAGUCGAGACUCGGCCGGAGAGGAGUCGGAGGAGGAAUGGAUCGAGGAACAGAUCGAGAGAGAGGAGAGCAGCGACAGCCUCCCUGACCUCACACUUCCUGUCCAACCCACAAGCCAGCCAUUUAGCAAGCAGCUUGGGCAUGGUGACCUCAUCAUGCUGGAAUUUGGCCCCUCGUCACAAGGUGGACGAAAGAUCGAACACUCUCUCUCAGCUAAAAGAAAGGACAACAUGGAGUCGUUCAUCCCUACCAAACCAGUCACCGUGAGGAGACAGACCGAGAGAGCGUGUGAAAGCAGACAGGCGAUGUCACGGGCGUGCAGUCGUGUCGAGCGCCCCCUGUCUGCGGCUCGUAAGGUGCAGGAGGAGAGAGAUUCAGACGAGACGGCUGCCGGAGUGUUUCAGGCCCUGCAGAGAGAAAACACACCGCUGCAAACACACCGGCAGAAAGGACAGGAGAGGAGUACGGCCCACACGCCGGAGGAGGAGGAGGAAGAUGAUGAUGAUGAUGACGAUCAGUAUCGGGUUACCAGAGCUAUGCGGAGAAUCGCUCUCAUGGAACCCAGGCAGCAGAAGUGUUUGUUAAAGGCUCUCGAGAAGAUCGAUGCUGACGAUCAGUCUGAUCUCACUGACAGCAGCAGCUUCACUCUCCCUCAGAAGGACGUAUCUCUGCAGGUGACGCCCACUCUUUAUGUUACCAUGGAGAUCUUGUCCAACUGGGGUCACCCGGGUCAGGUCGGGCUCACAGAAGUUCAGUUCUUCUGCCCACAAAACCAAAAACUCUACGUGUCGCCGCAUGACCUGGACAUUCGAAACACGGACCAGCCUGGGAAUCUCGCCUCCCUUGUCAACGGGAAAACUAAAACCACAAAAGAGCGUCACAUGUGGACCUGUCCAUUCCACCCGCCGGUCCAGCUGUAUUUUAUCAUCAGGAAUGUGGAACGAUCUCCAGACUUCAACAUCUCUCGGAUCAAAAUUUGGAAUUAUAACCACAGCAUUAAUGAUCUGGACGUAGGCGCUCGGCAUGUUCGCUUGUAUGUGAACAGCACUCUGGUUUUCGAGGGUCAGUUGGAGAAGGGUUGUGGUAACCAGGUCUUUGACUACAGCACCUCCAUUGAACUCCAGGAACCACAUCUCCCAGAGUGCACCUCUCCAAGCCCUGUCUCCUCAGGACACAGUCUGCAAGACUGCAGCCCACAUGACCAUGAGCCUCAGGAGUCAAAUGCUGAUUUCCUAAUAGUAGAAUCAAGCCAGGACAAAUCAGACAGUGCCAAUAAGCUAGUUAACCCUGGCAGCUGUGUGACGGCAAUGCAAAGAGACUCUCUAGAAAGAGACUCGCCCCCUUUAGAUCUCUCUUUACCCUCUGACCGGAAGGCCGGGAUUCCACAUGUGGAGGCGAUGAAGACGGUGACCACGCAGCCAUCCUCCAGUCGGAUCCCACAUUGGCUCCAGCCUGCAAAUCGGAGCACAAUGGAUGAAGCCGAAGGGUCUCAGGAGCGAGAGCGACCUCCGUGGCUCCAACAGCAGAGUAUAUCCGAACACAAAUCCAAACACUCAGUGCUACCUGAAAUCUCGUGCAACCCUGUGCGUGCCUGCAAAGAGGCCUCGAGCCACAAGGGGACGCAGAGGACAGAGUCUGGUGAAUUCAGCUCUGAUUCGUUGGAUUUGGACCCCGAUUUGGGGCUGAAUUAUAGGUUAAUGGCCAAACAUGAGAGGGACCUGAGCAUGGAGACAGAACAAGAAUCACAUAUAGAGCAACACUUGAGUGAUCGGUUGGACCAGGAUUUGGAUCUGUGGGAUGAGCGGUUUGGGAGGGCGGAGCGACCCAUCAGUGGCAGGAGAGGUUCAGCACGAUCUAUAAACAAAACACAACCGGACCGCAGCAGUGACUUCACCGCAACAGAGGAAAGCAGCCCAGCAUCCGGCCGUAACAGAAGACUCAAACCUCAUUGGUGCGAACCGGAUGACCCGUUAAUGGAAUCCUGGGACUCAUUAACAAAGUUUAACCAGUGUCAGCGAGGGCGAAUCUCCAACAUGGGGUUGGAGGGCGAUAUUUUUGAUGAGUUUGUUCAGCGCCAGUCCCGCCCGACACCCGUCUCCACCCGACGCUCCUCUGCACCAGCACAGCCUGAUUUUGACGACCCUGAAGAUGACCCUCGUGACCCUGAUGAGGACUUUGAGAUCCCGGUUCUCCCGCAAGGUCGCCACCUCGUCGUUAACAUCCUAUCCACGUGGGGCGACCGUCACUACGUCGGCCUCAACGGUAUUGAGAUCUUUUCCUCCACCGGUGAGCCGCUUAAACCGGUCCACAUCACCGCUGACCCGCCUGAUAUCAACAUCCUGCCGGCCUACGGGAAAGACCCACGUGUCGUUACCAACCUGAUAGAUGGCGUACACCGGACACAGGACGACAUGCACCUCUGGCUGGCUCCGUUCACCCCGGGCCGCAGGCACAUUAUUGCAGUGGAUCUGGGAGUGAAAUGUUGCCUGGCAAUGAUCCGUGUUUGGAAUUACAACAAGUCCAGAAUACACUCGUUCAGAGGAGUAAGAGAAAUGGAAAUGUUUCUUGAUGGACGUUGCAUAUUCCGAGGGGAGAUCGCCAAAGCUUCUGGAACGCUCUCAGGAGCACUGGAUCAGUUCGGAGAUACUAUCCUGUUCACCACGGAUGAUGACAUCCUGGAGGCCAUGGCGCAGUUUGAUGACACAUUUGGGGGCGAGAUGGAGAUGGGCGGGCCGAGCGUCGAGGAAGAGGAGCUGCAGCGGCCACGAACGGCUGACGGUGAAGGAGAAGAGAGACCCUUCACACAGGCCGGGUUCAGGAUGGAGGAUACGCCGAUGGAUCUGGACCACAUCCCUGCAGCUGAAUCAUGUGCUGAUGCUGCAGAGCAGACAACUGGACUUCACACUGGCAGCAUUCUGCAGGUGAAUCUGAUGUCGUCGUGGGGUGACCCUCACUAUGUGGGAUUGACGGGGUUAGAGGUCGUUGGUAAGGGCGGUGAGAGUAUUGCUCUCGAUGUCUCUAUGGUAACAGCCUCACCCCGUGACCUCAAUGACCUCCCUGAGUACAGCAAUGACCUUCGAACUCUGGACAAGUUGUUUGAUGGGAUGAAUAUCACGACCGAUGAUAAACACAUGUGGCUGAUUCCCUUCACAUCCGGCUCUGAUCAUACGCUCACCGUGAGGUUCGAUCAGCCGCAGACGAUCGCCGGAUUCAGAAUAUGGAACUACAACAAAUCACCUGAAGACUCUUACAGAGGGGUGAAGGUUGUGCACGUGUUCCUGGACGGAGCGUGCAUCUCUCCUCUCGAGGGGUUUCUCAUUCGCAAGGGUCCGGGGAAUUGCCACUUCGACUUUGCACAGGAGGUUCUGUUCAUAGACUACCUGCAGUCCAACAUGAGCACUGCCGCCCUCACUGCCAGCAGCAAAAACACAGAUGACACGCACACUCACUGGGGUGGGACCCGGAGAGAUGAGUUGGCCAGUAUGGAUUAUGAGGCUCCAUUGAGGCCAUGUGGAUUUAUCUUCCAGUUGCAGUUGUUGACAACAUGGGGCGACCCGUACUACAUCGGCCUUAAUGGACUGGAGUUCUAUGACCAGAACAACCAGAAGAUACCGCUCAGUGACAACAACAUCGCUGCGUUCCCCGACAGUGUGAAUGUGUUAGAUAACGUGUGCGGUGAUGUCCGUACACCUGAUAAACUGAUAGAUGGGAUCAAUAACACACAUGAUGGGCGACACAUGUGGCUCGCUCCAGUGCUGCCUGGACUGGUGAACCGUGUCUAUGUCAUCUUUGACCAGCCAAUGACUGUUUCCAUGAUUAAAUUAUGGAACUAUUCCAAAACACCUCAACGAGGAGUCAAGGAAUUUGGGCUCCUAGUCGAUGACCUGUUAGUCUAUAAUGGGAUUUUAGAGUGUGUGAAAAGCAUUUCUCGGGGAAUUCUGCCAACCCUGGAUCCCGUCGUUCCUUACCACACCAUACUGUUCACAGACAACACGCGAAUCACACACCGAGAGAAGAGCACAAUUACCAGCAACCAUGUGGAGGACCAGGAUGUGAAACUGACCAAUGAGAAUCAGAUAAUUCACCAGCACAAGAAGAAACAGACAGCUGACCCAGCUCUGCGGCCCAAAACCUGCAUGACGGACGUACGGAAACACGGAAAGCAGCGAUACUGAGAGCAAGACGGCAGGGGUUAUGAAAGCAGGUUUCUUUUUCUUUUUCCCCUCUGGGAAUAUUUGGAAAACUCAGUGACCUCAACAUAGAAACACACACUCCAAACUGUACGAUAAAGCUCUAGAUUUGUUUUUGCUAUGAUGUUGUUGUAUUAUACUUUAAGUGUUUUUAAAGUAAGUGUCCUUUCAACCAUGUCUUGUGAUUUUGGAUUGAAGUUAAUGCACAAUGUACACCAGAACAUUUCAUGUCAGUUACACUUGAGAUUAUAUGAAUUUAUAGCUUGUAUGUCCUACAGCCAUAUUUGAAAUAUUUAAACAGACUAAUUGUGUAGAAAUUUCAUAAUAUAUCAGCAACAUGAAUUCAGAUUUACACAAUUUCUAAGUCUUUCACAGUUCAUUCAAAACACUUUUAGAAAUAUUAUGCAAAUGCUGCCAGUUUACCUCAUAUUAAAGCCACUGUAAAUAUUAUUAAAUAUCACAUAUCCCUUUAUUGUUUGUCCUAUUUUUGUUUUUGCUAUGCAAAAGUAAAUCAAGACUUGCAAUUGAGAGAAAACAUAUAAUUUUAUCAUUUACAGCAGUAUAAACUGAGAUUGAGGGCUGUAAUACUUUCAUAGCUACAGAUUGUAAUGCUGAUUAAUCCUAAUCCUUGAGCAAACUGGACCUUCAAUGGUGAUUUUUCCAUUAGAAACACAGUUUUCAACCUAAUCUAAGUCUAGAGUGUUCUAGCAGUUGUUGUGUGGUUUGUUGAUUAGAAUAGGUGUGACAUUGUUUUGUCACUCAAAAACUUGAGUUUAGACAAAAAUGAAUGGUUUAUUAAAUGUUACCUACAUGCUUCUGACUUGCAGGAUAAUCCUGA